This is a messenger RNA of Scomber scombrus (Atlantic mackerel), 2640 nucleotides long. RefSeq names its product protein phosphatase 4, regulatory subunit 2b (gene ppp4r2b). Gene Ontology annotation, biological process: protein dephosphorylation. Gene Ontology annotation, cellular component: protein phosphatase 4 complex; nucleus; cytoplasm. NCBI's taxonomy places the organism in Eukaryota, Metazoa, Chordata, Actinopteri, Scombriformes, Scombridae. The transcript is spliced from 9 exons. Bases 63 to 1406 code for a protein of 447 amino acids. The record is from RefSeq and is a predicted model, not a curated record. Gene Ontology annotation, molecular function: protein phosphatase regulator activity.
AGCAGCUGCUAGCCGCCAGUCUGCUUCUUACAUCCACUGGACUGACGGAGGGCGACGUCGUGAUGGAAAUUGACUCGCUUCAAGAGGCGCUCAGAGAUUUUGAUAAGAAAACAAAGAAGGAAGCAUGUCCUCAUCUGGAGCAGUUUCUCUGUCACAUUGCCAAGACUGGGGAGACCAUGGUUCAAUGGUCUCAAUUUAAGAACUACUUCCUGUUUAAACUGGAGAAGGUGAUGGAUGACUUCAGAGCCUCAGCGCCUGAGCAGAGAGGCCCUGCCAAUCCCAACGUGGAGUCAAUUCCAUUUGAGGAUAUGAAGGAGAGAAUCCUGAAGAUUGUGAAGGGAUACAAUGGGAUCCCAUUUACGAUCCAGCGCUUGUGUGAGUUGCUCACAGAACCAAAGAGGAACUACACAGGAACAGAGAAGUUUCUCCGGGGUGUGGAAAAGAAUGUAAUGGUGGUAAGCUGUGUUCAUCCAAACUCAGAGAAAAAUGGAUGCAAUGCCCUCAACAGAAUGAAUGGAGUGAUGCUUCCUGGGAACACGUCCGCUUUUACAGAGAGGUUGUGUCGGCAACAGAUUCGGAAAGUGAACGGUCCAGGAACUCCACGGCCACUGAACAGGCCGAAGUUAUCUCUGGCCAACUCACUAGCAGCAAACGGCCUGCCAGACAGCACAGACAACAAAGACCUCAACACAGAGCAAGAGGACGACAAAGACUCCAGUGAGGUUUCAGCGUCAGGAGGUUCCCUGGGGAGUUCGGUGAAGAACAAACACGAAGAUGAACAAGAGGACAUGGAAGCCGAGCAGCAAGAGGUGAAGAGACUCAAGUUCAGCGAGGAGGAGGACGAAGACGAGGAGGACGAAGAGGAGGAGCAGGAGGCGGACACACUGAGGCCUUUACACGCCACCUGCCUCUCGAAAGAGGCGGAAGCCGAAGCCAUGGUCCAAGAGGAGGAGGAGGAAGAGGAGGAGAAGAUUGCUCGCAGCAAGGAGAGUGAAGCCUCCAGCAGUGCUGCUGCUGUGGAAGACCAAGAGCCAACCAGCAGCACACAGGGAGAAGUGUGCGCGGGCUCAGGCCAGGAGGCGGAGCAGGAUGAGCGGGAGGUGCCGUGCGGCUCCCAGGAGGAGGCCAGCGACAUGGAUCAGACAGAGCAGCAGGCGCCCACAUGCGUCGUGGAGAGCCCCGAGACCAGCAGGGACAGCGAGGAGAGCAACAGCGACCCAGUGAGCAGCAGCAGCAGCAGUAGCAGCAGCGGUAGCAGCUGUAGCAUAGAGGAGAGCGCGGAAGGGGCCCGAGAAGACGUCGCUCUCGUUCCCUCCAGCAGUACAACCGAACCUCCUACAGAGGGCGCCAUGGAUAGUGCCAUCUUGAACACUGGGACCACUGAGGAGCCCAUGGAGCAGGACUAGACUGAAGGCCACGUGUGACCAUAAACCAGCUUGUCCUUGAAUGCAGCUUGACUGUCACUGGGAGUGAGGACGACUGCACCUCACAAACACAAGACGAACGCCUCGUCCCGCUUUUGGACACUCCUCCAAAAUGGCUACCUGGCAUUGAUGUGGGCAAACAAAUACAUUUUUCAUUUGAAGUUCUUUUUUUUUUUUUUUUUAACUGGAAUAUUUUAUUGGUCUUCUUAUCCUCUGUUUUUAAGUGUCUCUGAAGAGGGGUUGGUUUCAGCAGCCAUGAGUUCCUUGGCUGGAUUUCUUUUUUCUUUUCUUCUUUUUCUUUUUUUUUGUGUGUGUGUUCGUUGGGGUUGUUUGGAUGCUGUGGUGGUCUGGUUCUUUUUUUUGUUACACCACUUGCUUCAUUUAGACAUUAUGACAGGAUUGGUAGUUUUGUACCCUUUAAAGCCCCCCCGUGGUUAUUUGUACCACGCUACCAGGGUCAGAACAGAGCCAUAACAGCCACUCAUUAUUUAUAAAAAAUCCUUCAAGAUACAAACUACCAACAUUAGUUUCUCACUGAAGCACAGGUGCUUGAGCCCGACACCCCAGCACCACCAUGUUGUUACUCCACCCAGUUCCACCAAGCUGUUGAAAACAUGCUUUUGUUUCAAAAAUUCAUUUCUCCAUCCUUUACAAGAUGGGAGACGAUUUCUUUCCAUAGUGCCCUUAUGUUUUUUUAACCAUUUUUUAUUUUUUUUAUUUUGGAAUGAUACACUACCAAUCCCACUGAACUAUACUAUAACUUGCUACCUUGUAGAGGCGUCCUCUGUAAAAUUAUAUAUUUUGGAUGCAUAAAACCACCAUAAUUUAUAUGAUCAUUUCAAUUCAAUUACUUAUUUUGGAGUACAUUUUUUGUUUUUUUCUUUUUCGUCGGCCAUUUGUAGUUUUUUCCUAAACCAGCUGUAAAGUACAAAGACGACUUCCGCUUUUCUUUGUAAUCGUGAUGUCACCAUGUUGUCUCACCAAACCAGAUAUCCAGAGCAGUUUCUGGUUCCAGUUCUGCACCCGUUUCUGCAGCUGUACUUUUUGAUAUUUAGAAUUUUAAAUUUCUGUAAAGUAGAUUUUUGUAGAUUGUAAUACAGUAUGUGUUCACUGCCUUUGUGAAACCAUAUAUAAUUGUAUAAUUUCUGUGUAUAACUCUGAAUGCUUUUGCUUUCAAUGCGGUAUUCAGAAACAGCAAUAAAUGUUAACAUUUUUA